Molecule: messenger RNA, 930 nt
Organism: Drosophila subobscura
Lineage: Eukaryota; Metazoa; Arthropoda; Insecta; Diptera; Drosophilidae
Gene: GstE13
Product: glutathione S-transferase 1
Exons: 3
Coding region: 51-725 (224 amino acids)
Biological process (GO): glutathione metabolic process
Molecular function (GO): glutathione transferase activity
Source: RefSeq, a predicted model, not a curated record
CUGUUGGUGUUAGUUGUAUUUUGUUAAGAAAAUCUCAAAGCAGUUUUAGCAUGUCUAAGCCAAUUCUGUACUACGCUCUGUUCAGUCCUCCAGCACGGGCUUGCAUGAUUACUGCAAAGCUAAUUGGCUUGGACCUGGAGCUCAAGCUUGUCGACUUCACCAAGAAAGAGCAUUGCGGUGAGGAGUUUUUAAAGCUCAAUCCCCAGCAUCAGGUUCCGGUAUUCGUGGACACCGACGGCGAAGUUUAUGUGGACAGCCAUGCCAUCAUAUGCUUCAUGGUGGCCAAAUAUGCCAAGGACGAUCAGCUGUAUCCGAAGGAUCUAAAGAGACGGGCGCAUAUUGACCACCGCUUGCACUACGAAAACGGGGUGCUAUUCCAGGUAAUCAAGGACAUUGUGGCACGCAACAUCUAUGGCGGCGAGGGUGACCUCAACCAGAGGUCCCUUACUCUCUGCCACAAUGCGUACGCAGACCUCGAGCACUUUCUGUUGAAGGGGAACUUUGUCGCAGGCAACGAGCUGAGCGUGGCCGAUGUUUCGAUUCAUACCACACUCGUGACAUUGGAGUUGCUUAUACCGCCGGAUCCAGAUCGUUAUCCACAUAUUGCUGCCUGGCUCGAGCGCAUGCACCCAUUGAUACCCGACAACGAGGAGAUCAAUCUCAAGGGAGCCGAGGCGCUGAAUGCACGGAUUAGGAGCUGCAUGGCCGCAAACAAGUUGAAGUAGACCCUCCACGAGGAACACAUUCAGUUAGCGUGUUUGUUGUAUAUUGAACUCGAAUUUAUUGAUAUAUUUUGUUAGGCUAAUUGGUUUAAAUCCUUUCUACAAUAUUUUCUGUCUGUCUUUUGAUUUUUGGAAGUCAAAUUUACAAUUCGUGGUUUUUAUAUAGCUUCCUUUUCAUGCAACCUACUAAAUACAAUUAUUUACACAA